Molecule: messenger RNA, 2025 nt
Organism: Elaeis guineensis (African oil palm)
Lineage: Eukaryota; Viridiplantae; Streptophyta; Magnoliopsida; Arecales; Arecaceae
Source: RefSeq, a predicted model, not a curated record
CAUAAGCGGCCCCUUCGUCAGCGUGACGCGAUCUGUUGGAUAGGGAUAGAAGUGGGGCGAAAGCAGCGAGUUCAAGGGUAAAAGCCGAUCAGAUCGAGGGUCUUCUCCCGUCGACUCGUUUCUUUGCUUCUUCGAUCCUGGGCAUUUUAUAAGCUGAGAAGGAAAUAUCGAACAAAAUAGGUCAUCUCCCUUCCCAAAUCUUGUUGGCUUUCCCUCCUUUUUCCUUCCCAUCCUUUCUGGUAUUCAGAAAGAGUUUAAAUUCCUCGCUUUCUACGUGCUUUUAGACCGAAUCGCCCUCCUGCUUUCUCCGAAUCGGCACCCAAAUCCUUUGGUUCUGGAUUGGGACAGUGCUGGGGUUUUGGCCAAUUAGUCUCAGAUCAUGUUCGGUUCUUCCGAUUGAUGUGUUUUUAGACGAUUUGGUCCAGAGGGUUUUAUUGUUCCUGGGUUUUUGGUUUGGAUACUUGGCGUUCUUGAUGAAUCUUUGUUUGGUUUCUCCAUUGGAUGGAUCUUUUUGCGUUGAAUUCGAUGAGACGCCCAUCUUUUUGCGUUGAUGGAUCUGAGGGCUUUUGAUCUCUGCGGGACUGGGUUUCUUGGGUCCGGGAGUAGAUUCUUGUGAUUGAGGGAUUUGGAGGAGACAUGUUCUGGAGGGCGAGGGAAAGGGUCAGUGGACAGCAGAACGGCGGCCCUCCUUGCGGCCAGGUCCGGGUCCUCGUCGUUGGAGAUUCUGGUGUUGGAAAGACAUCACUCGUGCAUCUAAUUGUAAAGGAUUCUUCGAUUGCUAGACCACCUCAAACAAUAGGGUGUACAGUGAGUGUGAAGCAUAUUACUUAUGGAAGUGCUGGCAGCUCUUCUAACAGCAUAAAAGGUGAUGCAGAAAGGGACUUCUUUGUUGAGCUUUGGGAUGUCUCAGGACAUGAACGGUAUAAAGAUUGCCGAUCUCUUUUUUAUGCACAAAUCAAUGGCGUUAUAUUUGUUCAUGAUCUCUCCCAAAGGAGGACAAAGACAAGCUUGCAUCGGUGGGCAGCAGAAAUUGCAGCAACUGGGACAUUUUCAGCUCCACUUGGAUCUGGAGGGCCUGGAGGUCUUCCUGUUCCUUACCUGGUUAUCAGUAACAAAGCUGAUAUUGCUGCCAAGGAGGGCAUCAGGGGAAGCAGUGGAAACCUUGUUGAUGCUGCUCGCCAGUGGGUUGAAAAGCAGGGCCUACUUCCAUCUAGCGAAGAACUUCCUUUAACAGAGAGCUUCCCAGGCAGUUCAGGCCUUAUCACAGCUGCCAAAGAAGCUAGAUAUGACAAAGAAGCUUUGAUUAAGUUUUUUCCGCAUGGUUUGAUCAGGAGAAGAUAUUUUUCUGAUGGACUACCUGCACCAAAUCAUUGGUCUGUAGCUGCCCAGCAGAACUCCAUCCAGCGGUUGGAUGAGAUUUCAAGUGAUGAUGAUCAAUUUCAAAAGAAUUUAAGUUUAAGUAGCGAGAGCUACAAGUACAAUGCGCUUCCCCCUCUCCCUGCUCAAAGAAACCUAACACCACCUCCCACACUCUAUCCGCAGCAGCCAAUGUCUACAUCCGAGAAUUACAGCUUCCAGAGAUUUUCAGCAUCAAGUUUGCCUGAUAUUGGCAGCACCAGAUCAAAGCGAGCUGAUAUCAAUGUUUGAUUAAAAUCUCAGACCACAACUGUUUUCAAUUCAAAAGGAGACGUGCUGCAUAGUGUGCAAAAUUGCAAAUGCCAGAAAGCAAUUUUAGCAGCUGCUGAAGAUGUGGUGGGACUCUUACUGUGGCAUUUCAUGAUAUUGCUUGUGAUGUGCUCUCUAGUUCGGAGUUGCUCUGCACGAUCUCUGUGAAUUUCACCAUGGCCUUAGCUAUGCUGCUUGUAGUUUUGAUCAUCAGAUCUAUCUUAUGGACAUUGCCAGUGAUUCGUUUACAAAUGUCAUUGCAAAAAGUGAAAUGCUUGUAAGAAGAAAAUAAACAGUGUUAAUUCACAUACUGUUAAUUUAUAGAAAAGAGGAGAAACUAACUUAAAUCGUGUUCUAUCA